Aspergillus ruber CBS 135680 is the source of this 2049-nucleotide messenger RNA. Its product is annotated as DEAD-box ATP-dependent RNA helicase DBP2. Gene Ontology annotation, molecular function: RNA binding; ATP binding; RNA helicase activity. The transcript is spliced from 6 exons. The record is from RefSeq and is a predicted model, not a curated record. Bases 166 to 1638 code for a protein of 490 amino acids. Gene Ontology annotation, biological process: rRNA processing. Lineage: Eukaryota; Fungi; Ascomycota; Eurotiomycetes; Eurotiales; Aspergillaceae. Gene Ontology annotation, cellular component: ribonucleoprotein complex; cytoplasm; nucleus.
UACCGUGGUGACUCCUACCGGGGCGGUUCGAACGGUUACUCUAACGGCGGCGGUGGCGGUUACGGAGGUGGUGGCUAUGGUGGAGGCUACGGAGGAGGUGGUGGUGGCUACGGUGGUGGAUACGGGGGAAGAGGCGGCGGUGGUGCUGGUGCUGGUGGUGACCGCAUGUCCAACCUUGGCUCUGGCCUUAAGAAGCAGGACUUUGAUAUGGACUCCCUUCCCAAGUUUGAAAAGGCCUUCUACAAGGAGCACCCCGAUGUCACCAACCGCUCCCAGCAAGAAGUUGAUGACUUCCGCAAGAAGCACGAAAUGGCCGUUCAGGGAAAGGACAUUCCUCGCCCUGUUGAGACCUUCGAUGAGGCCGGCUUCCCUCAGUAUGUUUUGACCGAAGUUAAGGCUCAGGGAUUUGAACGCCCCACUUCCAUUCAGUCCCAGGGCUGGCCCAUGGCUCUCUCCGGUCGCGACGUCGUUGGUAUCGCUGAAACCGGUUCUGGAAAGACCCUGAGUUACUGUCUUCCGGCUAUCGUUCACAUCAACGCUCAACCUCUUCUUGCUCCUGGUGAUGGUCCUAUUGUUCUUGUCCUUGCUCCCACUCGUGAACUUGCGGUUCAGAUUCAAGCCGAAAUCACCAAGUUCGGAAAGUCAUCGCGUAUCCGCAACACCUGUAUCUACGGUGGUGUCCCCAAGGGUCCUCAGAUCCGUGACCUAAGCCGUGGUGUUGAAGUUUGCAUCGCAACCCCCGGUCGUCUGAUCGACAUGUUGGAGGCCGGCCGGACCAACCUCCGCCGUGUCACGUACCUCGUUCUCGAUGAGGCUGAUCGCAUGCUGGACAUGGGUUUCGAGCCUCAGAUCCGCAAGAUCAUCUCCCAGAUCCGCCCCGACAGGCAGACUUGCAUGUGGUCCGCUACUUGGCCCAAAGAGGUCCGCCAACUUGCCUCGGACUUCCUGAACGACUACAUUCAGGUUAACGUCGGUUCGAUGGAUCUUUCUGCUAACCACAGAAUUACUCAAAUCGUUGAGGUCGUUUCGGACUUUGAGAAGCGUGACAGAAUGCUUAAGCACCUUGAAAAGAUCAUGGAAACUCGCACCAAUAAGGUCCUCGUUUUCACGGCAACCAAGCGUGUUGCAGACGAGAUCACUCGCUUCCUCCGUCAGGAUGGAUGGCCCGCACUUUCCAUUCACGGUGACAAGCAGCAGCAAGAAAGAGAUUGGGUUCUGAAUGAGUUCAAGGCGGGCAAGAGCCCGAUCAUGGUGGCUACUGACGUGGCUUCCCGUGGUAUUGAUGUUCGCGACAUCACUCAUGUGCUGAACUAUGAUUAUCCCAACAACUCCGAAGACUACAUUCACCGUAUCGGUAGAACUGGUCGUGCUGGCGCCAAUGGAACUGCCAUUACCUUCUUCACCACUGACAACUCUAAGCAGGCCCGUGACUUGGUCAAAAUCCUUACUGAGGCUAAGCAACAGAUUGAUCCCCGUCUCGCUGAGAUGGUUCGUUACAGUGGCGGCGGUGGUGGCUAUGGCGGUGGCUACGGUCGUUGGGGUGGUCGUGGUGGUGGUCGCGGCCGUGGUGGUGGUGGUCGUGGUAAUAGUUUCACUGCCUCCAACGCUGCGCCGAUUGGUGGUAACCGUCGUUGGUAAAGCGAUCAUGAUGCCCAGUUCAGCCACUGAGCUCGUAUCCCAUUGUCAUCUUGGUAGCCUUUUACCCCCUCUAUUGUUUCCCGAUUUCCAUUCCGUAACUCGGCGCGGGCGGCGUUCGUCGAUGUCACGAUAGACUUGUUUCUUUUUGUUUUUCUUUGGGCGUCUGGGGAAAAAGUGUAUGCUGGCAGGAUCGGGUCAUGUCGGCAUCACCUUACUCUAUCUUCCCGUGCGCGUAUCUGUUAAUUAGGGUCAGUCAAAAGUUCUAAUUUUUGGCUCGUCAGCGGUAUGGAUGGGUUUUCGACGAGCUUUAGCUUAGUUUUGCAUGUCAUUUUAGAAAUGUAUCUAUUGUUGAAUGCUAUUCUUGUGGUUGGCGAUUUCUACCUUAAUUGACGUUAGACUACUCUGUACUUG